AUGGACAAUUUUUCACAGCCAUUGAUUUAUAAUUCAGUUGACUGCACUUCUGUUUUGUCUCUGGCGUCCAAACAUAAUGAUGCAAGUCAGUAUUUCUGUGACCCGGUACAUGAUGGAUUGCUGUGCUGGCCUGCAACGCCACCAGGAAGAAAAAUAGCACAACCGUGUCCGCCAUUACAAGGAUUUAAUGACAACAUGUUUGUAUUCCGGAAAUGCAGUAUAAGUGGCAUAUGGGAAGAUUUUAACAACAGUUUAGUGGUUGAAAAAACAAAUUACGAGUCAUGCAUCCUGACUGACAAGCCGACAUUACAAGAAUAUGGUAAAGAUUAUAUAAACGAUUUGCAAAAUGUGAUCCGGAAAUCCAGUAUACUUGGAAUAAGUUUCAUUCUUCUUUCUUUAAUAGCUUUGUGCAUAUCGUUUUGGCUGUAUAAAUGUAAGCUCCCAAAAUAUAUCAAUAAUAUACUAAGGGUAAAAAUUCACAAACAUUUAUUCGCAGCCGUAAUGUUAGAAUUAAUUAUCAAACUUAUUUUUCAAAUAUCUAUAUUUUUGACAAUCAGUCGUUCCUUUUUAGCCACAGUGCAGAAGCCUGUUGUUUGCGAGUUUUUGACAGCGUUUCACCAGUAUGCGGACAUAUCAAUUCUUAUGUGGAUUGUUAUAGAUUCCCACUUUAUUUACAUGACGGCAAAAUCAGGAUUUUUGUGCAUUUCCGGUUACAAAGCUUACGUCAUCGCUGGUUGGGGUUUGCCUGUUUUACCAACCUUAUUAUGGACAAUUACGUUAAUAUUGAAUCACAAGGUCACGUGCUGGAACGGUCACAUGCAUCUGGCCUCGAUUUGGAUUGUACACGUUCCAAAGAUCCUUUGUUUUGUGUCUAUAAUAAUAUUAAUCAGUUUGUCGUCAUGGCGGCACUAUCAAAGAGUUUCUCAACGUUUAUUGCAAGAAUCGAAAAUCAUAAAUAAUUUAACAACAACAGGAAUAUUACUUUCCUUGAUGCUACUGAGUUUCUUGGUUGUGAUCAUACCUACAUAUCUUAGGCUAAAUACUUUGGAAUCAAAAACCAUAGUGCAAUACCUUGCGACGACUUUCACAUCAUCAAAGGGUAUAUUUGUUGCUAUUUUGUGUAAUUAUUCGAACAUAAAAGACUUUGUAAAAUCAGAGUCAGCCAAUAAUGAUAUCGAAAUUUAACUAAGCUUGUUUGAAAUAUCUGUGUAAAUACCAGUAGCAGUAUUUCAAGCUAUUUCAAGGAGCAAGAUACGUGCUCUCAGAAUAUAGCGUACUUCUGACAACAAAACAUAGAAAUCAAAUGCCUCUUGCGUAACACUGUUAAUAUCCUGGUACCAACAAUGAGUUUAUAUAAACAAACAACAUCAUAAAAACCAAAAGAAGUCUAUAUAUACAUGUCUUUGAAGAACAAUCACUCUGUCGCAAGAGAAGAAUACCCGUCUUCAUAUACAAACCAACUGUAUAAUUGUUAAUGAUUUAUAAGUAGCAAGUGGUUGUUUUCAUGUCGACGAUUGAGACCUCAUAAAUAUUAUACAGAAAUGU
This is a messenger RNA of Mytilus trossulus (common blue mussel), 1545 nucleotides long. Its product is annotated as PDF receptor-like. Gene Ontology annotation, cellular component: plasma membrane. The record is from RefSeq and is a predicted model, not a curated record. The transcript has a single exon. Gene Ontology annotation, molecular function: G protein-coupled peptide receptor activity. Bases 1 to 1185 code for a protein of 394 amino acids. Lineage: Eukaryota; Metazoa; Mollusca; Bivalvia; Mytilida; Mytilidae. Gene Ontology annotation, biological process: cell surface receptor signaling pathway; adenylate cyclase-modulating G protein-coupled receptor signaling pathway.